AUGCCUUCCAAGAAGAAUAAAGGUAAUCCAAAAUCAGAUGAACCUUUAAAGCCACUAAGUCAUUAUGUCAAGGAUAGACUGGAACUGACAAAACAGCUGUUUUCGUGUUUAAAGAAAAAACAAAUAAAAUCAAGACUUCCAGUGAACUUACAGAAAAAGUCAAUUGAGCGAAUCCAGCAGAUAUGCUUAGACGAAAUUCUUGGAAUAUCUACAAAAAGAUUGUUAUCUAUAAUUAACAACACAAUUUGUCCAGAUCACACUGAUUCCGACGAUUCUGACAUCGAACAUAUCUCAUUGUCUGAAAUUUCAUCUGAUUCUGAUAUAGAGGAACACGAAAAGUCACCGGAACCAGCAAAAAAAUCAACUAGUAAUGCCCCUUCAAAGAAAACCGAAAAGGAGAUGACUAUGCUGGAAUUAUUGGAACUACAAGCAAGAGCACGAGCGAUUAGAUCUCAAUUAGCUUUAGAACCAGUCACAAAAAUCGAAUUGGACGAUUCUGACGAAGAUGUUGAGAUUGAACCGGAAUCAACUACAAAUUCGUCGUCUAAUAGUAAGAAUAAAGUAGUUCCAAAACGUGCAGAACCAUCAACAUCAAAUUCAACGAGAUCAGAAACGUCAAAUUCAAAUCAUAAGAAACCUACACAGAAAUCAAAGACUCCGGAAGUAGCUAAAUCAACUGUGAAUGACAAAAAUGAUAAGAGAAGCAAGUCAGACGCUACUAAAACAGACAGCAAAAAGUCUAAUUCAAAAAAAUCACCAGAGCAGAACAAACGAAUUGUAAUUUUGAGAGAAAAAUCACAUGAAAAUGUUCCAAGCACAUCCAAAACGUCUCUAGAACCAGAGAAGAAAAAGUCAUCGCCUGUAAAGUUGAAGAGAAAUUUCCGUGGAACAGAACUUGAAGGAUAUCCAUUAAGUACAGUUGCACCACCCCCAAUUAAGCACAAAACACCACCAAAAGAUGAUGAAAAUGACAGUCGAUCUAGUUCACCAGACGUUGUUGCUAUGGAACAAAACAUUUCAACGUACUUUAUUUCCGAUUCCGAUGAGGAAGAACAAGCACCAGAACCGCCAGCUAAAAAGAAAUCUCCAAGUCCAAAAAUAAUUGUACAAAGUGUGGAAAUAAUUCAGCCUAUCGAAAAUAAUGAAGCAGAAAAUGUACUAGAAGUUGAACAGCCACAACAGGUUAUGGAAACAACAGAAUUAGAGAAUCAAAACAAUUCCGAAAAGCAAUUCGAAGAGGAACAAACAAUAACAACAGAAGAAAUUGAGUCACAGGAAAAAGAAAAAGUUGUGGAAUCACCCGAACACGAUGACGACGAUGUUAUUAAUAUUAUGAGUGAUACAGAAAUAGAUAUGAAUGCUAAUUCCGAUAAAGAAGAAGAAAUACCAAAGCAAAAUCAAGAAAGUAACAAAAAUGUGCAAGAGUCAGCAGUUGAUAGUGACAAGGAAAAGCAGGCAUCACAACAAACAUCAGAUUAUGAUGACGAUGUUGUGGAAAUAAACAAUUCAGACGAUGAAAUGCUCGAUAGCGACAAACCAAGCGAUAGUGACAAGCGAAGUGAUAGCGCAAAAAAUUCUGAAGAAUCUGAGACAUGGCAGCAACGAUAUUUGAGAAGUUCCAAUGUUAAGACUGUCCUACAAACAGCAAGUUUAGCAUCAAAAGUACGCGGCAAAGCUCUUCAGAAUAAAAAAUCACAAAAUGCAGCCAAAAAAGAGAAGCAAAAUGUUACCGAAAAAGGCAAACAACAUGAAGAUGGGUCAAUGGGGCAGUUCCAUGAGUCAAAAGAUUCAAGCAACUCAAAUUUGUAA
Messenger RNA from Chironomus riparius, 1809 nucleotides. NCBI's taxonomy places the organism in Eukaryota, Metazoa, Arthropoda, Insecta, Diptera, Chironomidae. The record is from the annotation of a GenBank genome assembly.